This is a messenger RNA of Melitaea cinxia (Glanville fritillary), 1461 nucleotides long. Its product is annotated as zinc carboxypeptidase-like. The record is from RefSeq and is a predicted model, not a curated record. Gene Ontology annotation, molecular function: metallocarboxypeptidase activity; zinc ion binding. The transcript is spliced from 6 exons. Gene Ontology annotation, biological process: proteolysis. Lineage: Eukaryota; Metazoa; Arthropoda; Insecta; Lepidoptera; Nymphalidae. The coding region runs from base 52 to 1377 and encodes 441 amino acids.
UGAGUAAAGGUGUUUAGUUCGUACGUAAACAAUUAAAAGAAUAUACUAAAAAUGUUAUUUCUUAAAACGUUCUCAAUUUUCAUUUUUUGUAUAAGUUUAGCUGCUUGUGAAAAGUUUCGUUUUGAUAAUUAUUCGUUAUUUAAAAUACUACCUGAAAAUGAUCAACAAUACAAAGUUCUUCAAGACGUGCAAAGAGAUGAUUCUAGGUUUGAUUUUUGGACUGAUCCUCUACCAUUGAGAGAAUUUGUAAAUGUCAUGACCAGUCCUGGUGAUAAAGCUGAUUUAGAAGAAAUUUUACAAAAACAUGGAAUAAAAUACGAAAUCGUAAUGAAAAAUAUUCAAGAGGCUAUUGAUGAUGAAACUGUCAGUACAUUUUCACGUAGCAGCGUAAGAAAUAUGGAAUGGAAUGUUUACUAUAACCUAAGUCAGAUCAAUGGUUGGUUAGAUAAUUUGGUAUCUACUUACCCUAAUAUCGUUAGCAAAAUAGUUGGAGGCGUAUCAUAUGAAGGCAGAAAAAUCGAAGGUAUUAAAAUAUCUCAUGGUUCUGGUAGAAGAGCUAUUUUCAUUGAAAGUGGUAUUCAUGCAAGAGAAUGGAUUUCUCCAGCAACCACAUGCUAUAUAAUAAACGAGCUCCUUACUAGUAAUUAUACAGAAACGGUAGCAGCUGCACGUGAUUACGAUUGGUAUAUAUUCCCUGUAACCAACCCUGAUGGCUACGUUUUUUCCCAUGAACAGUUUCGCAUGUGGCGUAAGAACAGACAACCGUAUGGCUCCAAUUUUGGAGUAGACUUAAACAGAAAUUGGAAUAAUAACUGGUUAGUGUCAGGUUCGAGUACAAACCCAGCAUUAGAUACAUAUGCUGGACCAGGACCUUUUUCUGAACCAGAAACCAGAUCAUUGUCAACUUACAUUGCAUCUAUAGCAGAUCAAAUUGACUUAUAUAUAGCAACCCAUUCUUUUGGCCAUCUUUUAUUAUUACCUUUUGGAAAUUCGACACAACCCUAUGGAAAUUACCACGAUGCUAUGAAUAUUGGAAGACGUGCUAUGGGUGCCCUUUCUGUUAGACAUGGAACUAUAUACAGAACAGGAAAUAUAGCUGAAGCCAUUUAUAUGGCGACAGGAGGAAGUGUUGAUUGGGUUAAAGAGCAACUCAGGGUUCCUCUUGUAUAUGUAUAUGAGUUUCGUGAUGAUGGCACUCACGGUUUCCUACUACCCCCCGAUCAAAUAAUACCAAACAGCGAAGAAGUUAUGGACUCCUUACUAGAAUUAAUCCACCAGGCCAAGAGAUUUGGAUACCUAAAUAGCAGUAAUAGGCUUAUUUCCUCUACAUACAUCUGUCUCUCGGCUUUCAUUGUAACAUUGUUACGAUACUAUUAAAGUGUUUUAAAACAGGUUAUUUAAUAUUGAAAUAAUAAUUUAGACAUUAUAAGCUAAGCAAUAAAGUAAAUGAUUUAUUGUAAA